AUGGGCAACAGAAUUGAUUGUUGUUACAACUUGCGUUGGUCCUACCAAUGUAUCUUCCCAUGCAUUCGUUUUUGCACAUACACCGGGCGUCGAGUCUGGUACAACUACGACGGAUCGGAAAUGGUCCAGCCCCUCGUACAUCUAUUCCUCCCCCAGACCACGCGCGUUAACAGUUUGCCGGAAGAACUUCACGGAAUUAACGACGACAAAGAUAUGUAUCAAGUAGAACAUCAUGGUGGUAUGUAGCGAUAAAAAAAUAUUGAUUAAAUAAACAAAAAAUACUGAAUGAAGGUGUGAAGAGAGCCAAUGCGUAUAUUGUUAAGUUGGUAUUAAUAGCAUUACGAUAUGUGUCGAUGUAAAUAUUUAAGUAUGUAGGCUAUGUAAGUUACUUCUUGUUUUAUUAAAGUGUCUGGAGCACUCACUUUAAUAAAACAAGAAAUAACGUACUUAGCCGAGCAUACUUCCCUCAUGUAGCGGUCUCUCAAAAGUGUUUCAACAGGAACGAACGACUUAACGAGUAAUUAAAACAAGAAAAGCUUUUCUUCGAUAUUCCGCUGCAGAGAUAGCCUGCGAAAACAUCUGUUUCUCCUCGCUCUUCGCCGCUGGGGACGUUUCGCGCGAAACGUCCCCAGCGACGAAGAGCGAGGAGAAACGGAUGUUUUCGCAGGCUACUGCAGAGAUUGUAAGCCCGGUGUUCACUAUCGCAUAAGCAUAAGCAUAAGCAGUCAGUGCAAACGAGGAAGGUAUUGACGUCGAAGUCGAGGCUGGGAAGCUCGUUGUUGAUUUCGUUGAGGAACUGGACAAGAAACAUGACCUGGCGCUUAAUAUGAUGGGGAAUUACGCUGGCCAAACAGUUGGAGGUGUGGCGAACACUUCCACUCACGGAUCAGGGAUUUUCAGUGGAAUCAUGGUAAGGUGUUUCAGCUCUUUGAUAAGCAGUGAAAAAUUGGGACGGGGUUUUAAACAUUAGUGCCUGUGGCUGCUCCCUGCCGCAGCGGAAUGGUUGGCGUCUCGGGAGACAAAUGCUACCAUGGAUGGUCUCUUUCCUCCGCACGGGUUCCCGCAGGACUUCCAAAAAUAUUAAGCGCGCGUGGGAGCCUCCCUUUGACACGAGGAAGGCUUUGCGGAGGACUGAGAGAGAUAGAUAGUAUAAAAUUGCAGGGCCCCACUGAAAACCACUAAGACGAGUAGGCUCCCUGAAUAAAUAUUAUUGUUAUUAUAUUGAUAUAAUUGGGCUGAAAAUAUCUCUGCGUCUUCCGAGAUAUGAUGAUCGUAAGUGUGCCUACAGUGACGGCAUUCAUAACUGCCCCAACUUCCUUGCCAUGCAGGGUCUCUAGUCUGCUAGUUGGCCGAAUGAGGACAGGAAAAUUUCCGUGGAAAAAAGGUUGUAAUUGCGCCUCCAUUCCCCCACUACAUACCACCACCACUUAAAGGCUAGCACACUGUCAGACGUCAGACUCAAAUGUCUUUUUUCAGUCAACUUUAGUAGUGGGCCUUCAUUUAAUCAUUUCUGGUGGAAUCCAAGUGAAGGUGCGUGGCGGAAACGAAACCAUACAAGACUGCCAAGAAAAGGUUGACAAUGCCAAGUAUGGAGAUGACCCUAUCCAGAUAAACAGUGACGAUGUACUGAAGGCCUGUGCAGUGGAACUUGGUUCUUUGGGGAUAAUUUACUCUAUUACAUACCGCUGUGUUCCCGUUUACAAUCCCGAGGAGAUCAGAACCGUGGUAUAUCUACCCUGGACUUCAAUAGAGGAUUUCGAGGUCCCUCAAUCCUUUGCUGAAAUGUAUAGAAAACAAGAGGAAGGAGAAUACUUCUCGUUGUUUGUAAAUCCAUACCCAAUAGGACAAGGGUAAGUCACUGGUGUUAUUAACUGGUGUUAUUAAAACAAAAGAAAUGUAUUAUUCAUUGCUGAACCUCAAGAUGAUUUCUUUUGUUUUAUUCCCCUAAGCCUCGCAGCCAAGUAAGAAUUUUAAUAUAUCGGAAUUGGUCUAUUCUUGGACGCGAGUGUCUAAACAUGUCACCUGUUCCAAUCAAAAUUGCAGAUUAUUUAACAAUUAUUCCUCGAGCCCGAAUGGGCUCUGAGCCAAUAGCCCAUGAGGCCGAGCAGAGGGCCGAAUGGGCUAUUGACUCAGAGGCCACGAGGGCGAGAGGAAUAAUCGUUUUAGUAAAAUCCAACUAGUUGGUCAAAAAUAUCGAGAAUAAAAAAAUUUUAGCUAGUUGAAGCUGGACUUAAUCCUUUUUUGCCGCCAAAAAAGCCCGCGCUUUUCGCUACUAGUAGGCUAUGACAUAUAGCCUAGUAGCUCAACCAAUCAGAACGCAGAAUUGAUAAUAGACCACUAGUUGGAUUCUACUCACUAGUGAUAUCCUCCAGGUGGUAUAUUUCCCCGUUUUUUAAAUUGCUUGUUACGCUUGUAAAUUUAGUUUCCUCCCCAAGUAUAUUGUAAACUGAGAACUGAGUAUUGAACACGGACAGUUUCAUUAUUAUUGUUUUUAGGGAUAGUAACCACUUUAGCCAGCUACUUAAUUUGCUCAGUCAAAAAUAUGCACGGACAAUAUCCGCUAGCAAAUGUCCUCGUUUGUUUAUGUACAUACCGGCAUUUAUUUUCAUAUUGUUCCAACACGUCAUCAUCAAUGAGUUUCAACAACUCAUCAGAGAAAUGUUCGAGUAUCUCACGUAUGUUUUCUUAUUGAAGAUCAAAGUAGGGUUAAAAAUCCAAAAGAAAGAAAACAGACUAAAAUAAUUAGACAAUUCAAUUAACUAGUAAGACAUAUAUUUUAACCGAGGGAUAUACGUGGUAGUAGCCAGCAGACAUUUGUAUACGAAAAUUGUCCUCAGAAACCUUUUAAAAUUUCUCACGUACAGAUGUUCACCUUUUUUUCUCGUUGUUGUUGGUUUUGCAGGCUUGUUUUUUUAUGUCUCCAUUAAACGCGUUCCUCGUGUUUUGCGAGAGCAUCAUUGGACAUUAAGAAACAGUGCUUGUUCCUCCUUCUUUUUUAAUAAGCGUGGCCACCGCGGAAUGGUGUUUGCCGCUGGAGCACCUGAAUCGUGCCUUGGCUAUGGUAAUGCAUUUGGCUCAAGAUUACGCAGUUAAUCAAAAGCAGCACUCUUUGCUACCUAUAUAUGUGAGAUUAGUGAAGACGGAUGAUCUGUUUUUGAGCCCAGCUAGCAAGUUUAGACCUGACGGAAGUACCAGUGAACAUAACUGUUAUAUUGAGGUGAGAGCACAGGAAGGCCAUACAAUAUGUAUACAUGUUUAACUACAAAAUGAUGUAUCUAAUCUGUGCUACUUCAGAAGUGAUAUUUUGAGCGAUCUUAAGGGACUAGAGUUUGUCGUGAUCAAGGGAUCAUUGUAACGUUUAUAAAAUCACAGUCAACUAUCUUUCAGUGGACACCUCCCUAAAACCGACACCAAGAUUUGGGCCCCUGCCGUUCCUUUGUACUUUUCUCUAAUUCUCUACAAGACAGAUAGAUCCCUUUCUUUUGUUUUUGAGAUGAUUGAAUGUAUUCAAGCUAAAGCAAAUCCCACACUCUGAUUGGCUGACGCAAGAGACAGCGAUGAAAUGAAAAGGGGGCAUUCAGGACCGUGCCACCAUUGUGGGUGGGUGGGUAGGAAGGAAACGAGGUGGCAUUAAAAGUUGAGUCUGGGCCUCAUCCUCGACAGUUGUUUCGCUUUUUAAGUUUAACCAUCCACGCCCCCAAAUAAUGUUGAAAGAAGUCUCCGCUGGCUUAAUAGAGCCUUUUCACUAACGUAACCAGGGGCUAUGCAAAUUUAUUGGAACCAAAGCAAGUUUUUACAUAAGGAAAGGUUUAACAUUCAAAGGAUUGGUUUGGGGCACCAACACGGCCGCCGUUUUUUUUUUAGGGACAUCAAUAUGGCGGACGUGACGUCAUGUGAAAACACUCUAAAAACUCUUUUACUGUGCAUCACUUUAGGUACCAUUCCUGCCCGGAGCUUUCGGAACUGAAGAGUUUCAAGAGGUGGUGGAAAACAAACUCUUUGAAAAAUUCAAGGCAAGACCACACCGGGGAAAGAAUAACCAGCUUAACGAAAUGAAGAUCCGCGCUCUCUACGACAAUGAGAAGUUGCACAAGUGGAGAGACGUGUACAGAAUGUUUAACAAGGGAGGACAGUUUGACAAUCAGUUUACAAACAAAAUGGGUUUUAAUUUGUUUCAUGCUAUCGACGAGCAGCCUACUGCCUAG
Molecule: messenger RNA, 4205 nt
Organism: Porites evermanni
Lineage: Eukaryota; Metazoa; Cnidaria; Anthozoa; Scleractinia; Poritidae
Source: the annotation of a GenBank genome assembly